Rhodofomes roseus is the source of this 2200-nucleotide messenger RNA. Its product is annotated as transketolase. The transcript has 15 exons. The coding region runs from base 29 to 2083 and encodes 684 amino acids. NCBI's taxonomy places the organism in Eukaryota, Fungi, Basidiomycota, Agaricomycetes, Polyporales, Fomitopsidaceae. Gene Ontology annotation, molecular function: transketolase activity. The record is from RefSeq and is a predicted model, not a curated record. Gene Ontology annotation, biological process: pentose-phosphate shunt. Gene Ontology annotation, cellular component: cytosol.
UUCCCCCUCCGUCUCACAAUCUACAGCCAUGGCCAAGUUCGUCCAGGAUUCCACAGACGAUGUCUGCAUUGCGACUAUCCGUGCCCUCGCCGCGGACGUCGUCGGCAAGGCGAACUCUGGUCACCCGGGUGCUCCCAUGGGUAUGGCACCGGUCGCCCAUAUCCUCUUCUCUCGCUUCUUCAAUGCCAACCCCAAGAGCUCGAAGUGGUUCAACCGCGAUCGAUUCGUGCUCUCCAACGGCCAUGCCUGUGCUCUGCAGUACAUCCUACUCCAUCUGCUCGGCUACAAGCUCUCCAUGGAUGACCUGAAGCAGUUCCGUCAAAUCGACUCGCUGACUCCUGGUCACCCCGAGACUGGUCACACGGACGGUAUUGAAGUCACCACUGGGCCUCUCGGUCAGGGAUUCGCGAACGGUGUCGGUCUGGGUAUUGCACAGGCGCACCUAGCUGCGACGUUCAACAAGGACGGAUUCGACCUCGUUGACAACUACACUUAUGUCUUCACCGGUGACGGUUGCUUGAUGGAGGGUGUCGCUAGCGAGGCAGCCAGUCUUGCAGGGCACUUGCAGCUCGGCAACCUGAUCUACUUCUACGACGACAAUCACAUUUCUAUUGACGGUGACACCGCCGUCGCGUUCACGGAGAACGUUGAGCAGCGGUUCCUCUCGUACGGCUGGCAGGUUCUGCACGUCAACGACGGUGACCGCGAUCUGGAGGGUAUUUACAAUGCCGUCAUUGAAGCACAGAAGGAAAAGAAGAAGCCUACCAUCAUCCGCCUGCGAACGACCAUCGGUUAUGGUUCGAAACAGCAGGGCACGCACGGCGUUCACGGUGCUCCGCUCAAGGCCGAUGAUAUUCAAGCUUUGAAGACCAAGUUUGGUCUCCCUGCUGACAAGACCUUCUACGUCCCGGAUGACACAUACAAGGUCUAUGCUGCCAGUGCUGCACGCGGCGCAGCCCUCCAGAAGAAGUGGGAUGCCCUGCUGGCUUCCUACGGCCAGAAGUACCCGAAGGAACACGCCGAGCUCACGCGCCGCAUUGCUGGCAAGCUUCCUGAGGGCUGGGAGAAGUCGCUGCCCGUCUACAAGCCCGCAGAUGCUGCCCAGGCGUCGCGUAAGCUGUCUGAGAUCGUGCUGACCGCAAUUACCCCCAUAUUGCCUGAGCUCAUGGGUGGUUCCGCCGAUCUGACGGGCAGUAACCUGACGAGGACGAAGGCUAUGAUCGACUUCCAGCCCGAGAGCACUGGCCUCGGCAGCUACAAGGGCACGUACCUCCGUUUCGGUGUACGCGAGCACGGCAUGGGUGCCAUUGCAAAUGGCAUGCACGCAUACGGCGGUAUUAUUCCGUUCGUCGCGACCUUCAUGAACUUUGUCUCGUACGCGGCAGGUGCUGUUCGGCUGUCGGCCCUCAGCGGGCACCAGGUCAUCUGGGUUGCUACACACGACUCGAUCGGUCUGGGCGAGGACGGCCCCACGCACCAGCCCAUCGAGACUGCGGCGCACUUCCGUGCGAUGCCCAACAUCGACUUCUGGCGUCCGGCCGACGGCAACGAGACGUCGGCGGCGUACUACAUCGCCCUGACGCGCAAGCACACGCCGUCGAUCCUCUCGCUCUCGCGGCAGAACCUCCCGAACCUCGAGGAGUCCACGAUCGAGAAGGCCUCGAAGGGUGGCUACGUCGUGCUCGAGGAGCAGGGCGAGGACCUCACGAUCGUCAGCUCGGGUAGCGAGGUCAGCAUCGUGCUGGAAGCGGCCGUACAGCUCCGGUCGGAGGGUGUUAAAGUCCGGGUGGUCAGCCUGCCGUGCUGGUCCAUCUUCGACCUCCAGCCUAAGGAGUACCGCCUGAGUGUCCUUCGGAGCGGUGCCCCGAUCCUUGCGGUGGAGGCCCUCUCGCCCUUCGGAUGGCAGAAGUACAGCCACGAGCAAUUCGGUCUGUUUGGCUGGGGUGCGUCUGGUCCCUACAAGAAGGUCUACGAAAAGUUCGGCCUUACUGGCAGCAACAUCGCAUCGAUCAGCAACAAGGUCAUCACCUUUUAUAAGCAGAAGGGCGGCGAAGUUGUGUCUCCUCUGGUCAAGGCCCUCUGAAGAGCCAGCAAAGACAGCUUGUCUAAGGGUAAAUGAGGUCACUCGGGGCAUGUAGAAGCAAUGUAUUUCUGUACUCUCGGCAUAAUCCAAGCUUAGAUGGUAUUGGCGUACAUCCCU